CUUCAGACUCAGUUUGGAUGAGACUCGCCAUGGCGCUCAGUCAGGGGUCCAGGAUGCUCAGUAAAGAUGACGCGAAUUAUAAACUUCACUUUCGGAUGAUUAACGAGCAACAAGUGGAGGAUAUCACCCUUGACUUCUUCUACAAACCGCACACCAUUACUUUACUGACGUUCACCGUCGUCAGCAUAAUGUACUUUGCGUUUACGAGGGAUGAUGGUUAUCCUGAUAAUAACCUGCAUGUGGGUCUCCUGCUGGUCGUCUCUUUCUUUCUUGUUAUCAGUAUUCUUACAUUCCCCAACGGUCCUUUCACAAGACCACAUCCUGCGAUAUGGCGCAUGGUUUUUGGUCUCAGUGUGCUUUACUUCCUCUUCCUGGUGUUCCUCAUCUUCCUGAACCUGGAUCAGGUGAAGACGCUGUUGUAUUGGCUGGAUCCCAAUCUACGUUACGCCACACGGGAAGCAGAUAUCAUGGAGUAUGCGAUAAACUGUCACAACAUCACGUGGGAGCGCAUCAUGAGUCACUUUGACAUCUUUGCCUUCAGUCAUUUCUGGGGUUGGGCGAUGAAAGCUCUGCUCAUCCGCAGCUACGGUCUCUGCUGGACCAUCAGCAUCACGUGGGAGCUCACAGAGUUGUUCUUCAUGCACCUCCUGCCAAACUUUGCAGAGUGCUGGUGGGAUCAAGUCAUUCUUGACAUCCUUUUGUGCAAUGGAGGAGGCAUUUGUCUUGGUAUGACUGUGUGUCACUUUUUAGAGAUGCGUACCUACCACUGGGCCAGUAUCAAGGAUAUCCACUCUACCACAGGCAAGCUGAAACGGGCCGUCAUGCAGUUCACUCCCGCCAGCUGGACGUAUGUGCGCUGGUUUGACCCCAAAUCCUCGUUUCAGAGGGUGGCUGGAAUAUACCUCUUCAUGAUUAUAUGGCAGCUCACAGAGUUGAACACGUUUUUCCUGAAGCACAUCUUCGUGUUUCAGGCCUCUCAUCCUCUCAGCUGGUGCCGGAUCCUCUUCAUCGGGAUCAUCACUGCCCCCACAGUGCGGCAAUACUACGCAUAUCUAACAGACACCCAGUGCAAAAGAGUGGGAACACAAUGUUGGGUGUUUGGGGCCAUUGCUUUCCUGGAGGCGCUGGCUUGUAUCAAAUUUGGACAUGACUUGUUCUCAAAAACACAGGUUCUCUAUGUUGUCCUUUGGCUUUUGUGUUUGGCUUUCAUUACGCUUCUCUGUCUGUAUGGGAUGGUUUGGCACGAGCAGAAUUAUGGGAAGAGACUGAAGAAUAUUACAGAUUGUGAUGACAGCAGCUUCAUUGACCCGCAUGACCACAUUCCUGAAACUGCCAAAGAGAGAAGCUCAAGUAGAAAUUCCAGUUCAUCGAGGAGAAGAAAAAACAAAUCAAUCAAUGGAUCAAGCGGCAAGAAGUGACGACCUCUAGAGCCGGAUGAUCCUCACCGGACCUGAACACACGUGCGGUGAAAGAACAAACCUGUCAUAAACGGUUGAAGAGAGGUAAAGCAGGGCGAUAAACCGAGAACACACUCGCUUUAUUUUCAGAGCACUUGGAAGGAUUUGUGGUACGCCAGGUUUAGUGUAAAUGACACGGCACACACUUCCUAAUGGCACUGAUGUGGAUUUCAUACGUCUGAAGUGUGUGAGCCAGUGAAUGUUUGCAAUGCC
Messenger RNA from Rhinichthys klamathensis goyatoka, 1670 nucleotides. It is a transcript of the gene ptdss1b, whose product is annotated as phosphatidylserine synthase 1b. The transcript has 13 exons. Gene Ontology annotation, molecular function: L-serine-phosphatidylethanolamine phosphatidyltransferase activity. Gene Ontology annotation, biological process: phosphatidylserine biosynthetic process. The record is from RefSeq and is a predicted model, not a curated record. NCBI's taxonomy places the organism in Eukaryota, Metazoa, Chordata, Actinopteri, Cypriniformes, Leuciscidae. The coding region runs from base 18 to 1418 and encodes 466 amino acids.